Messenger RNA from Ostreobium quekettii, 342 nucleotides. Lineage: Eukaryota; Viridiplantae; Chlorophyta; Ulvophyceae; Bryopsidales; Ostreobiaceae. The record is from the annotation of a GenBank genome assembly.
AUGGUAUGGUUUGUGGCAUGGGCACACUGCGUAGCGGGUGCGCAUGGGCAGUUUGGCAGUGCGGAGGUCGGUUCUUUGGAUCGUGUGCCUCAGAGGCGAAAGAGCAAAGGGCUUCGCCGGGAGGGACCCGUGGGGUGGACAGGAAAUGCGUUGGACAGAACCCUUUUGCGUCGCUUCUCGUCUUGCCGCUUUGAGUUGGGCUGCAUUUCGUUGCGUGCCAUAUUGGGACACGACAUGAAGGCAUGUGGAUGUCCUUGGGAUUGUGAACAAAGGCCUGGUUACCUUCGAUGGUUGUUUGUGGCCCAUGUGCCACUCAGGUCUCCAAAGCAUCCUAUACUUUAG